Verticillium alfalfae VaMs.102 is the source of this 1323-nucleotide messenger RNA. Its product is annotated as chitooligosaccharidolytic beta-N-acetylglucosaminidase. The coding region runs from base 1 to 1323 and encodes 440 amino acids. Lineage: Eukaryota; Fungi; Ascomycota; Sordariomycetes; Glomerellales; Plectosphaerellaceae. Gene Ontology annotation, cellular component: membrane. Gene Ontology annotation, biological process: glycosaminoglycan metabolic process; carbohydrate metabolic process. The transcript is spliced from 2 exons. The record is from RefSeq and is a predicted model, not a curated record. Gene Ontology annotation, molecular function: beta-N-acetylhexosaminidase activity.
AUGCACCUCUCAUCCAUCCUCCUCACCUCCCUCACCCUGGCCCUUACCCAAGCCAGCAUCUGGCCCGCCCCCAAGAAGCUCACGACGGGCAACACAACACUCUUCAUAGACGAGUCCUUGAAGAUAACCUACAAUGGUGACCCUGUACGCUGGAACUCCCCCUCCCUCCAUGACACCGGCGGCGCCUUUGCGCAGGAUGCUGAGACCCUUUUGAACAUGCAGCUCCCCUACACGUACAGCUACAAGCCGGACACCAGCUGCGCCUGGAGCAGCAAGGCUGUCAUCCAGGGCGCCGUGUCGCGCUCCCUGAACUCCAUCUUCCACCAAAACUUUGUGCCCUGGAUGCUCCACGAGAAGAACAGCCAGUUCGAGCCUGAUGUCCACGGUAGUGGCCAGGGCCGCGUCAAGUCGUUGAGCAUCACACAGAACAGCAAGAACGACAGCGAGAGCCCCUACACAUCCUUGGCCGAGGAUAUUGAUGAGUCGUACACCUUGAGCCUCUCUGAGGAAGGCGUCGCCGAGAUCAAGGCACCAACCGCCAUUGGCGUCCUGCGCGCGCUCGAGUCCUUCUCCCAGCUCUUCUACUCGCACACAACCGGCAAGAUUGGUGCCUACCGCAAGGGUCUCUCAUACACGCCCGAAGACAUCCAGUACAUCCACGAGUAUGCCGUUCACAGGGGCGUUCAGGUCAUAGUCGAGAUUGACAUGCCCGGUCACACGGGCUCCAUCGCCUUUGCGUACCCAGAGCUUAUCGUUGCGUACAACCAACAGCCAUAUCAGUGGUGGUGCGCCGAGCCGCCUUGUGGCGCCUUCAAGUUGAACAGCACCGCAGUCGACAGUUUUCUCGAUAAGCUCUUUGAUGAUCUGCUCCCGCGCGUCGCGCCAUACACGGCGUACUUCCACACUGGUGGUGACGAGCUGAACAAGAACGAUUCCAUGCUGGAUGAAGGUGUCCGCUCCAACUCGUCUCAAGUGCUGCAGCCCCUACUGCAGAGGUUCAUGGACAAGAACCACGCGCGCGUGCGUAAGCAUGGCCUCGUGCCGAUGGUUUGGGAGGAGAUGGCAACCGAAUGGAACAUCACCAUGGGCAAGGACGUUGUCGUUCAGACAUGGCUCGGUGAACCAUCGAUCAAGCAAGUGACGGGACUAGGCCACAAGGUCAUCGACAGCAACUACAACUUUUGGUACCUCGACUGCGGACGGGGUCACUGGCUCAACUUUGACAAUGGCGCCGCGUUCAAGGCGUUCUAUCCGUUCCAAGACUGGUGCUCGCCUGCCAAAGGCUGGCGAUUGAUCUAUUCGCACGACCCAGCGAGGGCCUGA